Molecule: messenger RNA, 1400 nt
Organism: Juglans regia (Persian walnut)
Lineage: Eukaryota; Viridiplantae; Streptophyta; Magnoliopsida; Fagales; Juglandaceae
Product: zinc finger protein WIP2-like
Exons: 2
Coding region: 140-1162 (340 amino acids)
Biological process (GO): regulation of gene expression; anatomical structure development
Cellular component (GO): nucleus
Molecular function (GO): DNA-binding transcription factor activity
Source: RefSeq, a predicted model, not a curated record
UGGUGAUUUUGUUGAUCAAUCUACACCUGAUAAAGUUUUCCUCUUCUUUAUCUUUCUUUCUCUCUCUCUCUCUCUCUCUAAUAACCUGCCCAUCCACUCCUGAUCCACCCAAAGUCUUCUCUCCUCCCGACCUCUCAUCAUGACUGAUCCCUACUCCAGUUACUUCCCUGCAGGAUGGUUCAACCUCAAUUCUCUCCACCACUUCACUUCCUCCAAAUCUUCCAAUCCAUCAAUUUAUGAUCAAUCUUAUGAUCACUACUGCUCAAACAACAAUAUCAGCACAACCUCUUUCACUUACUUUGAAUCCUCUCCUCCCUCUCCUCCUCUAAAAGAAGCUCUUCCACUUCUCAGUUUAAGCCCCAGAAUAUAUGAAGAAAAAGAUCAAUCUUCCUGUAGCGCCAAGGAAGUGGACAAGAACAAGCUGGACAGAUCAGAAGAAACCUUAUUCUCUAGCACAUCUGCUGAUGAUGAUGACACUGUGACAUUGUCUCUUAAUUUAGGGCUGCCAAGCCCUAGUACUUCUUCUGAUUUGAUUUCAAGGCUGUCCUCCACAGAGAUCUCGGAUAAAGAUGAUGUAGUCACAGUUGCUUCUGGGUAUCCUUCAAACAGGCUCAACAAGGGACAGUACUGGAUCCCCACCCCUGCUCAGAUUCUGAUUGGUCCAACACAGUUCUCAUGCCCCCUUUGCUUCAAGACCUUCAACAGAUACAACAACAUGCAGAUGCAUAUGUGGGGGCAUGGAUCUCAAUACAGAAAGGGCCCCGAGUCUCUAAGGGGCACACAACCAACGGCCAUGCUCAGGCUUCCUUGCUAUUGUUGUGCACCAGGGUGCAGAAACAACAUUGAUCACCCAAGAUCAAAACCACUCAAAGACUUCAGGACCCUCCAAACUCAUUACAAGAGAAAGCAUGGGAUCAAGCCUUUCAUGUGUAGAAAAUGUGGCAAAGCCUUUGCUGUGAGAGGUGAUUGGCGAACACAUGAGAAGAAUUGUGGGAAGCUUUGGUAUUGCACUUGUGGAUCUGAUUUCAAACACAAAAGGUCCCUCAAAGAUCAUAUCAAGGCAUUUGGACAUGGCCAUGCUGCUUAUGGAAUUGACCAUUUCGAAGAGCUGGAAGAUGAAGUAGCUUCUGAAAUUGAGCAAGAUAAUGAAUCCUCCCAGUGAGACAGAUGGGAUCGAAGGCUGGAUCUCAAGCUAAUUAAUAGAUUUCCAAAAGAUUUAACCGAGCUGUUGCUUAACACCACCUAAUUGGCUUACAUGUAGAUCAGCCGUCUUGAUCUUCCUUUAUUCCAUCAUCUCUUAUCAUAGUCCUUUUCUAUUUAACUUAUUUUCAUUCCUAGAAUUUGCUUGGCAUUGUAGACUCCUUAUAUAUAGACAAAAUGUUAGGCCGAGUUCCUGUAAC